UUUUUGAAAAGUCGUAGCAGUCAGUUUCUUCAUUCCAAAGACAACAAAAAGCUCUUAAACUGCGAUUAAUUUAAAAAAAUAAUUUGUGUAAACGCGACUUUAUACGCGAACUGUCAUGUAAAUGUCCCUUUACUGUCAUUUGGCGGGCUUUUAGGUUAGGAAACUAUUUUUCGCAAUUUUGAAUAAAAUGUUUUGUGAGAAAGCCUAUGCUCUGAUCAAAGAGUUAGACCGAAACCGGGACUCUUUGCCCCCCUUUAACACCGAUCUUCUCAACGAAAUUAAAACUGAAGUUAAGCAACUGAUUGUCCAGAACCAAGAAGAUGCUCAAACAUCAGCAGAAGGCAGUCGGCUAGUUCGCACCUCUGCUUAUGCACCAACAGUGAAAAUACGGCACGCGGCUAUCAAACGCAACAUUAGAUGCAUUCUGGCUUAUCAUUACAACCGAUUAAAGUGUCUUAGAAAUAUGCGGUGGCAAUUUGGAAGUAUCUUACCGCCUGACGUUAAAGCGAAUUUGAGUCAAGCUGAAAUCGAAUGGUUUUCAAAAUACUCCAGUAAUUUAGUUCAAUAUAUGAGAUCAGUUGGUGACGAAGGGAUUAAUCUAGCUGUGGAUUUAAAACCACCAAAAUCCUUGUAUAUUGAGGUUAGGUGUUUAACCGACUAUGGACAAUUUGAGUUGAAUGAUGGUUCGGUGUUAUUGUUGAAAGAAAACAGUCGACAUUACUUACCCAGAAGCGAGUGCGAAGAAUUAAUUAGGCAGGGGGUCCUAGAACACGUUGUUUGACACCACGAUUUAAAUUUGGCGCACUUUUUUGAAAUGUCAAUUGUCAAUCUCCAAUUUUCAAGUCAUAAAAAUAAAUUUAAAAUUUCUUCACA
Molecule: messenger RNA, 873 nt
Organism: Tribolium madens (black flour beetle)
Lineage: Eukaryota; Metazoa; Arthropoda; Insecta; Coleoptera; Tenebrionidae
Product: DNA replication complex GINS protein PSF1-like
Exons: 3
Coding region: 188-781 (197 amino acids)
Biological process (GO): DNA replication; DNA strand elongation involved in mitotic DNA replication
Cellular component (GO): GINS complex
Source: RefSeq, a predicted model, not a curated record